Desarmillaria tabescens is the source of this 1063-nucleotide messenger RNA. RefSeq lists its product as uncharacterized. The transcript is spliced from 3 exons. The coding region runs from base 218 to 832 and encodes 204 amino acids. The record is from RefSeq and is a predicted model, not a curated record. Lineage: Eukaryota; Fungi; Basidiomycota; Agaricomycetes; Agaricales; Physalacriaceae.
GCGACAAUAACCUUAGCACGGUGUAAGUGGUCCCUAUAUUGUGCGAGUCAAUCAUGCGGCGUGUGAAACUCCAUGAUCCCCGAUCAUACUUCAAGGCGCCAGCCGAAGGAUCUUUAGCGUGGUUCUGACAUUACUUUACGUCUCUGUCGACAACCCUGAUAAAAGAUAAAAACGCCUUUUUUUGAAAGCAUCUAUAACCUCCUGUACACCUAGCAUCAUGGUCCAAUGUUCGGAGACCGAUUGCAAUACUGAAGCUACGCAGCGCUGCUCCAGGUGCAAAGAACGCGUGUACUGUAGCGUUGAAUGCCAGGCAAAGGACUGGCCAACCCAUAAAACGCAGUGCAAGAAAGUAGCCGCCCAACCUGGCGCCCAAUCGAAUUCAUCUCUGCCUCCAGGUUACAUGACGGGUCCAUUGGGCUCCAUGUCUAUGCUGGGGACCAUUUAUAAUCCCAUGACGGGCGUAUCUACUCCCGCAAGCAGCAAGAGCCAUUUUUUCGCGGAUAUGUUCGGAUACAAAGCGGAUUGUCCUGAGCGCGUGUAUAGCGAAAUUGUCGAUACGUAUCGCAUCUUCCGCUCAGGCGAGUACUUGCAGGGUACGGGACCUUCAUCAAUGUCAUUUGAGGAGUUUGUGGCCAAGGCCGAAAAGUCCGGGAUCCUGCCGGAUUGGUGGAAGGAGGAAAAUCGUGAUGGACUGCUCAAAUUCUCGAAGGAGGAUGAGUGGGGAAAAUUGGAGAGACAGGUGACCAAGGAAGAUAUCAAGAACCAUCUGGACAAGCCUGCUCGUAUGCUGAGUCUUGAGAUGAUGAUUGAAAGGAUUAACAAUCAACGUUAAGUUCACAUUGGAUUUCAUGUUUCCUGCAGAUAGAUGAUGGUGAAGGGCAAAGGAAAAAACGCUUCAUGCUGUUGUCUUUCAUUUCUUGCCGAGUUACUCUGUCCGAACCAUGGGAUCAUGAUUACUAGACUUUCUUACCAAACUCAUGCUCGGUCUCACUGGAUAUCGUGUAAUUGGUUGUAUUUCGUUACUAUGACUGCUACUACCACCGCUACUUACGAUGUCGUUGCC